ACUGCUCCUUUCCCAUUGUUUAUCCUUUGUGCUCCCAGCUUUUGAAGAUCCUCGCGCAUAAAGUUCAGCUUUAAAACACGUACAUCGUCCUUCAGUUUCAGUGUUGCUGUCAUAAUGUUGGCCUAAUUUAAAUGUUUUUCAUCAUCACAGAAUGGUGUGUAGUUAUGUGAUCAACCAGCAGAGAAAUCAGUCGAACCAGACACUCUGAACCUUCCCACUGACUAUCCUGUUCAUCAAACAUCCAUCCUUUUUCAUUGAUUUUGGUGGCUUAAACCAGUGAAUUUUGCUGAAGAUAUCCAGCCGAAAUGAGCAUCACGAGCGUGGCAGUCAUUAGCACCCUCCUGUGCUCAGCUUGGUCAUCAACCAUUAAAGCUAAAGAUGAACACCGCACUGCUUUCUUUGGAGAGGAUGUUCAUAUUCCCGUGCCGGCUUUAGACACAUCAGAGGUGUUGUUCAAGCCGAGGGUGGAGCCGGUGUUAGAGCGGGUUCUUCUGCGGAACAGGACAAUUCUGGAUACAAGAGCCAAGCUGAACGUUCACAUCAGCCAUCUGAUUCUGGAGGAUGUGGGCGAGGAGGAUGAGGGCACAUAUGUGGUGAAGAAUUCUGCAGCCCCAGCUGAUGUCAGACGAAUCAUUCUCGUUGUUAGAGACUGUGCAUUAGAGACUGUGGUGAAAUAUGGAGACACGUAUCAUAUCCCGAUUAACCCUGCGAUCGGUCCAUACACCCUUGAGUUCAGGCCUGGAGCUCUGACUCCAGUUAACCAGACCACAGAGGAACCACCUGUGAUUCUCCUUAACCAGACCGGCAUCCCCAUGGAAGAGUACGAGAACCGCCUCACCGUGGGCGAGAAGAGGGUCAACCUCUUUCUGGUUACAGGAGCCGACGAGGGCAGUUACACCAUCAAGGACAGUGAUGAAAAAGUCAGAUUGAGGGCCUGCCUUAAUGUGAAAGAUCAUCAGAUCUUUGAGCACUUGAAUUAUGGUGAAACCUUGAAGAUCAAGCUUCACGUGGACCACACCAAAGUCAAAAUGGUCUACAUCCCAGACUCUGACCACAAAGAACGACUCAUCAUGGAUCAGGGAGAGCUGACGUUGCCUGUUGAGACUGUUUUUGAGGGUCGAGCGUCUGUGGAAGGAUCCAUAUUCUAUUUGAAGAAGAUCAAAGUCAGUGACAUGGGUGUCUUUCGAGUGAUGGACUUCUCAGGCUUCCGCAUAGCUGACGUCUACCUUCAUGUGGAACCCUAUAAGCUGCCACAACUCUAUGUUGCGAUCAUCUCCUUGCUGUCUCUGCUGGCGUUCCUGCUGUUGGUGUGUCUGCUGUCCUGUCUGAUCAAGGUCCACCGCCGGGCAGAGAGAGCACGUAAGAUCUCCCUAAUCGCUCAGCAGGCUGGCAAGGGUGAUGGAGAGGCGUUCAGACAGGUGGUUCAUGAAGUUUAUACUAGAUUCACAGAGGAGUCCACUGUGCAGUCCACAUGGGAGAACAACACUGAGAGCACAGAAGUUGAGAUCAAAGGUCUUGAGGUAUCAAAACCAGGUCAGUACCAGGCCCUCCAAUCUGACAAAAACUUCUUGGAGAUGAACGACUCAGGCGUGGAGUUCACCACGUCUGCGCUUCCUCUGGACAGUGACACAGACGUACCCGACAAUCUCACCUCUCACAAGCUCCUUAUUGAGUCCGACACUCUUGCUGGCGUCCCUCCAGCCAUUUCUGAGGGCGACCACAGUGCCACUCGCACCCCUGAUUCCAUUCUGAGCGCCAGCCCUGUUGUCCAGCCCCAAAUCUGGGGCUCAGAUAGACGGCGACUUGAUUGGCGCAACCACGCCUGAGGAGAUGGCCAAAGUGAAUGAGUUGGAUGCAAAGACGAGCAAAGAUGCUUCGCCACGUUCUGAGACAGCCGCUACAUUCGAUCCGACUAAUGGAACCACAACCUGAGCACUGCAAAUUGAGUCACCGAUUUCUUUUACACAAGUGCGGCCACUUUUCAAUUGCAACAUCACAACAACAAAUGACACUUCAUCUUGCUUGUACUCAUCUGAUGCUUAACAAAUGGUUUGUCGAACAAGCAAAAAGAGAAGAAGAAUUCAAGAGAAGACAACAGCACUCACAAAAAAUAAAUAAAAAAGAAACUUUGAAGAACAGAAACGGUCCUGCACUAUGCAUGCCUUUGAAUUACCGAGGAGUUCCUGACUAGUUUAAAGCCAAGUGCUAGAUUAGAGUGCCCAUGUAGUGCAUGUGAAGAAGAAAAAACACAUCUUAAGACACACUUGUGAAACUUGACGAUACUUUUUUUUACUUUCUUUAGCCAUGCCACUAAAGCUAGAACUUUUUACCGAGAGUGUCAAACUGCCUGAAACUCCAAGGACGCUUCAAGCAACACCUGAAGUGGAUUGUAAAUGGGUAUCUUAUUCAAGUAUUUUUCAAGCGGUUCAUCUACGAAAUGCCAAAAGAACAUUUGUUGAGUCAUUUACCAUCAAGUUGCAUUCAUUUCAAGAUCAACCUGAAUGCAUCUCACCGGCAAACACGCUUUCCCAGCGCUACACCUGAUGUGAAUGCUCUCUUUUUGACCGCCAGCUUUGAAGAGCUGUACUGAUAAUCCUUGCCGAUGGUAAACUAAACACCUUGAUGAAUCAGGUCCGCAUGGAUGACAGGUAUCUGAUACGCUGGCUUAACACUGUAAAUAGGAUCAGCCGUGGUGGAGGGUUUUGGCUCUGGUUCAGAGGAACCCCGCUGAAGAAACGGCUCGUCUCAGCAGUUUCAGGUGCUGACUCCGCUGGGGUUUCUCCACAACCUGGGCCUUUCUGAUGAUCUCUUUUUCUUCUCAUAUGAUCCUUUAUUCCCACUCAUUUAAAUAUAUUUUAGGAGCUUUGAGCUUUGUAAGACUUGCAGAAAUUUGCUUGAGAUUCACAUACAUUGACAUUUAUUCAUGAGGAAUGAUUCGUAAUAAGAAGCAAUGAACUUAGUGAGGUAGUGAGUGUAGAGGGAACUGAGUACAGGAAAAGUUUUAGUCAUAAUAUCUAAUAUGGUUUCAUAUUGUAGGUUUGAAUCAUUUGUGUUUGAAUCAUUUCUGUCAGUGCACUUGAAUCUGCCAUAAAACACAUCUAGCUGUAACAUGCUAGUUAAACAUGUCAAUUUUCCUUAAAGAGCUCAAAUUAUGGCCUUUUACAAAGUCUUCUUUCUAGUUCUACUAGAACAGGUUUUCACGCAAAAAACAUUAUUUUUUAGAUAUAUUAACAUUGUUGCAGCACCUCUCCUCCCAAUCUGUCAGUAAUGCUUUGUCUCUACGAAGCCCCUCCUUCUGAAAAGCGCAAUGUGCUCUGAUUGGUCGGUUGGACCAGUGUGUUGUGAUUGGUCAACCGCUUUGAGCGUGUUUGGGAAAUUUCACGGCCCUGACCAUAACUGCGAGGUUCAACACACUACUAAUGCAACUCAACAAGGCCUCGCCCCUUUAUUUGCAUAUGCCUUGGGCGGGAAUUAUUUAAAUGAGGGAUUUUGCAACUGGCGUUCCCAGAAGAAAACUCGAGGCUACAAUUGAGGAUUUUCAGGGAGUUGCUUACCGAUAUACAGAAUAACUCCCUUUGGAGUGACGUUGUGCUUAGUAACUUUGCAGAUCCUUUCACGUGCUUAAACAGCAACAUGCUAAAGAAAGUUGAAAAUGUAAAAAAAGCAUAAUAGGUCCUCUUUAGACACAAUUAUCACAUACUGAAAGCAUUGUGAAAUUCUUCAGAUUUAAUAAUAGCAAAUACCUUAUUUGCAAAGCUUUCACACCAUACACUCUUAAAAAUAAAUGUUCUUUAUUGGCUUUGAUGGUUCCAUGAAGAACCUUUAACAUCCACUGAAACUUUCCAUUCCACAAAAGUUUCUUUAUAGUGGAAAAAGGUUGUUUUUUACACUAAGAAAGAAAAUGGUUCUUUUAAGAACUAUAUACAUUCUUAAAAAUAAGCGUUCUUUAUUGGUAUUAAAGUGUCCAUGAAGAACCUUUAACAUUGGAACCGUUCCAUUGGACAAAAGUUUCUUUAUAGUGGAAAAGGGUUCUUUAGAUGUUCUUCAUACUAAGACAGAAAAUGG
Molecule: messenger RNA, 4065 nt
Organism: Megalobrama amblycephala (Wuchang bream)
Lineage: Eukaryota; Metazoa; Chordata; Actinopteri; Cypriniformes; Xenocyprididae
Exons: 10
Coding region: 306-1826 (506 amino acids)
Source: RefSeq, a predicted model, not a curated record